This is a messenger RNA of Plutella xylostella (diamondback moth), 5514 nucleotides long. Lineage: Eukaryota; Metazoa; Arthropoda; Insecta; Lepidoptera; Plutellidae. The record is from RefSeq and is a predicted model, not a curated record.
CGCCAACAUGGAAUGAUUACACCCGAGGCGAUUCCCAUGAUCACAAUAAAGUUGCACAAAAAUUCGAGAGGUUCCAAGAAUUCCCAUCUCUUUUUGUUACAAUAUCGCUGUCCCUUUUUUCCACUCGGAGCUUUUAAACGUUAACAUUCUUAUUCUUCUCGCACCCUUGUGAUUUAUGCGGUCCGGCCCCAUCCUUACGAUCGAGACAUCGCUACCCAAAGUGCCAUUCGUUAAAUUCCAUUUCUAAAAGUAUCAGCGGAUAUUGUGUCUCCGGUGUUGUCAGCACUGUGCCAUAUUCGAACACUCCAGCCUCUUUAUGAUUCCAUUUCUCCGGUUGAUUGGGUUCAGCGGAAACGGGAUUUUGGUAACGGAAGAGGGUUCGAUUUUGUGGGAAUUCCGAGUGGAUACGCGAGUGCGGUCAGCAGCUCUCUCCGCGUGCGGGCUGCGCGUGCGCACUGCGUGUCAGUCGCGGACACAGCACCACCACGGGCAGGCGUCGUCGGAGAUGACUGCCGCAUGGGAGAUAUAGCUCCAAUUCCGUCCCGGGCGUUAACUGUUGCUCAUAAACGGUCAAUGGGCUGAGUUGUGUAAUCAUCGUUCGCGCCGUCCUUUGAAUUUGUUAUGGCUCUUGCGCGCAACAGCCGUGUUUAUAGAAUUUAACUCCAAAUAUUAACCGUUCAGUGUCCAACGUGAAGUUUUGCCGCGAACUCGUGCGUACAAUUCGUGUUGACUUUUCGCCAUCCCCCUUAUCGGGUGACGUGUGCAUACACAUGAUAAGCGGCGAGGUGACUAGAUAAAUUUCAAAAUUACUAAUAGCAGGUCAUACUGCUUAUAAAAGACUUGUUUUAAUGUUGACGGGUGUUGUAAAAGGUUUAAUGGCAUACUUAAUGGGCGAACGUUAUUUUUACAGACGUGCCCAUUAUUUCCAGUGUUGUUUCUCGUGAAGCUCAUUAAGUUUGGAGCAAUCCCGCGAGUAGUCGGAGACACAGAUGUAUGAGUGAUGCGCCGGCGCCGGUGCAAGUGUAGCGGUGGACUAUUUUCGUAGCACGGAAAUAAGAGCGGCAAAAGGAGCAAAAAGGCACGUCUGCCUGAAAAACUUGAGGACGUAGUGCCCAGUGUAUUUCUGUCAGUGCUGGACUGAUGUGUGAUGUAGUCGGAAUUGUUACAUCAGUGUGAUUCGUGCUCGAUAAAAUGAAGAAGCGGACGAUCUCCAAACUUAAGUCAAUAUUUGGCUCGAAGAAAGGGAAAAAGCAGCAGCAUCCAAACAAAUCGCGGACACCGUCUCCGUCGCCUGAAGAGCUAGCGUCAUGUUCGGUGCGGUCGCUGCCGCGCACGCCGCCGCCGACACGGCCCGCGCCGCCCCCGUCCCCGCCCGUCCCCACCCACCCCGUGGCCCCCGUGGCCCCCGAGCCGCCCGGCCCCCUCACGCUCAGCUCGUGCCCCGUCUGCGGGCGCACCUUCGUCCCGGAGUCCCUCUUCAAACAUGUCAAGAUCUGCGAGAAAAUGGCGGCGAAGAAGCGGAAGACGUUCGACUCUUCCAGGCAGAGACGUGAAGGGCUGUCUGCAACAAACGGGGUGAUUAAUAAUGGCACAGACCUAGAACAAUACCUACCAAAGAACUUCGGUCUUCCAGACAACAGUCCGUUCCUUGAGAAGUCCCCCCCCUGCACCGCCAAGCCCACCCCCAAGGCCAAGCCGGCCGCCGUCCGACACGCCAUCACGAAGGUACGCAAAGAAACUCCGAGCGCAGAGCUACAGCGUUGCCCGCACUGCACCCGCGCGUUCGGACCGCGCGCGUUCGAGCGGCACGUGGAGUGGUGCGCGGACAAGGCCAAGAUCCUGCCCGCUGCGCCCGCGCAGGCGCCCGCCCGGCUCUCCGACGCGAAGCAGAGGUUGAACGCGCGCACGCAGUAUAAAGCGCCGCCGGUUAGGGGACGACUGUCGUCCCAGAGUCGCGACAAAUGUUCCAUGAGUCGGUCUACGUCGGUGGAGUCGUCGCGCGCCGUGUCGCCGCCGCGAGAGCGAGCCGACUCCAGACAUGAACGAGUGCGGGCCUCAGAGUCCCUAUCCAGUAACGACGACGUGUCCUCCCCCCACGUACCCGUGAUACGCACGUCGCGCGGCGCCCCGGCGGCGGCGGGGGCGGGCGACGCGGGCGUGCGGGCCCGCCAGGCGCGCCUAGCCCGCGACCUGAGCAGCUCCAGAAUCGAUGAUAGUUACGAUCCCUUCGCCAAGGCCGCCAGGCAAAUGAAGGAGCUCAUGGCCUCUGACAACAAUAUCCCUCAAAAACUCCAAACAUCCCACAAACAAACACCCAAAGAUCUCAACCGCACCCUUCCCAACAUCCGACCCGCUAAAGACAAACACACUAUGUCCUAUCUUAGACCGGACAACACCAAAUUGAUGAAAGACACUCUCAAUAAGAAUUAUCAGAAAACUCCGACUUUGCAAAGAAUGAAAUCGUUUGGUAGCACCAACAACGAUUAUAGCAACACUUUCGGUGGAAGGUGUAGCUCGUUUAGGUUAAACAGGAAUGAGAGUAAAAAGUCUAGUCAAACAAAACUCAACACAACAUUCACCAAAUCGAGUAAGGAGAACAUUAGCACCUUGGAUAAGAGUUCUUUUAAUCGAAACAGUAGUCUCAAUAGAUCGUUCUCUAGCUACACCACAUCUAGUUAUAGCACACCCAAACCCAGAGACAAAAUUCCUAAAAUCGCAACCUCUUACCACAGUUUUCAACGCACAACCAUAAAACAACCUGUGAAACUGGAUAAGAUAAACAACAAAAGCGAAAAUAAAAAGGAUUUCGUAAAUUUGGAUUCGAUUCUCACUGAUGAUAACUCGUCCACACUUACAGACAGUAACUACAUCGAUCCGAGACUUAUAAACGAAAACGAUAAUUUACCGAUCAAUGUUAACACUAUUCUUAACAACCCUGAUAUAAUCAGUAGCAUGGAAUCUUUACUGACUACUGAAAACUUACCUGCGAAAUUUGAAUCUUUCAGUUCUAACACAGUAAAUAACAAUUACGAUAGAGAAAUGAAAUUCUCUCAAACUACUUUAGGUAACAACAGAAAAAACAACAUUCUAAAUAACAAUACAAACAAGUCCACUAAAGUAGACGAUUUGGGCUCCCCUUACGAUAAAAUGAUGUCUUCUAUUGAGCAAAGUAUAGCUUCCAAAACCUCAAUCAGAGACGAUGAUUCUCUGUGCGAGGACUUUGAUCUCGACGAGUUCAUGACUGCCUUUGAUGACGAGGUGCAGAAACAGAGAUCUGAGAACAAGAGAUCUUGCAGCUCCACCACUAGGGUCGUGAAACAAGCCGAGCUCAUUGAUAGCAAUAAGUCUAGCAAAUGUUCGUCCCCAGUAGUUAAAACUGUUAGCAAUGGCAACGGUAUGAUUCCUUACAACAAAUCCAUGUCUUUCAAUUUUAGCAGUAACAAUAUCGUGAACAAUGACAACCUAUUCCCAUCCUCCGUCAAACGGUCCUCCUCCCUCCUUGAUUCCAUACAAAAGAAGAGCGUUUCAAAGACGGACAGUGGCAAGAGUCGCCACAACGCUGAUCUGCUAGAACAAGACAUCAUGCAUUCGCUGAAGGACUUUGACAAAUUUUACGAAAAUGAAAGUCAUUCGGUGAAGGAGACUGCCGUAUACAACGUUCAGAUCAAAAAUGGCCACGAUACGGCGAAGCGGGACGCUCGGGCCAAGGCGGAGAAGAAGAAUAAGAAGAACGAAGACGUGACGAAUGGAAACUACACGCCCAACACUAAGAGCACCGACUCCGCUUAUAGCAGGUUAGUCAGUCUUAACCGCAUAUCACCGUCGAAGUUAUCGGUGUGCAAUGCGAAGGAGUCUAACGGCAUGUCUCUGGAGCGAAUACCGGCGGGGUCCGAUUCUAGUCGCGAGAACGACGUGCGCUCGAUGUCGAGCGACGAGUUCCUGGCCAUGGAGCGGUCUGCGGAGCUCGAUGAGCCUAUAAUGAAGGCGCCAGAGCCCCCGCCUUACAAGGAUAUUGACAGUCAUAAAGUUAGCGAAAAGCGUUCUUCCUCCCGCGCGUCUUCCCGCCACAGCGGCACGUGGCAGCCGCGUCUUUCUGCCGAGCUCAGCACAAGUAGCUCCGACGGCUCGCUGCACCGCCGCGCCGCCACGCCCGGCCCGCGCCUGUCGAGGUUCUGCCACGAGUGCGGCUCCAAGUUCCCCAUGGACACAGCCAAGUUUUGCAUCGAGUGCGGCGUCAAACGACUCGCUGUCUGACCGGCUGAGCUAAAAGGGCGCUGAUUGGCCAGUGUUCGUGACGUGUGUUGCUGAUUGGCUGCUCGGUGACGGCGCUGAUUGGUCAGUGUUCGUGACGUGUGUUGUGAUUGGUCGCAAGUGGUGGCUGAUUGGCUGCUCGGUGUGUAAAAGUGUUCAUCCCGCAUCGGCGGUGGUUUCGAUGCAUGGAACAUUCUAGUCUACCAGAACCAGUGGUGUAAACGAUAACCUCGUAUGUUAUGUAUGUGUGAGUUAGGUGUAGAUUGUUGCUUGCACAUGUUGUUUUGGGGAUGAAAGAUGCAUUUUUUGCACUCGUUUUUUAAGUGAUUUGUGACGGUGGUACCCGGACGGGUAUAUAGCAUUUGAAAUGAAAUGCGUAAUUUGUUAAUGAUUGUAACAGUUUGGUCAAAACUUUUUCCUUGAAAAUGUAUUUUCCAAGCGCUAAGUGCACUUAGUAUUUUCAAUUAUGAUCAAAAUUUAUGACAUACCCAAAACUAAUGAUGAUUAGUUGUGUAAAAACACUGUACAAAACUUUUAUUGUAUUUGACUGUUUGUAUGUACAUUUUAUUGUAUUUUCCAUUUAUACAAAUCUUACCAAAAGGCAAUUUGCCUGAAAUAAUUGAAACUUGACAAAGCACAAAUAUUAAUAUUAACUGUGUGCACAAAAGACAAAUAAAAAUUGGACCAUUAAUUAGAAAUAAUGAAAUAUUUUAUAAACUUAAAAAGCAUACUUAAUUAAUGAAAUAAUUAUUUUAAAUGUUACCAAAUUGCUAUACACUAAUAUCUGUCAUCUGUGCCUUCACUAGGUUAAAGUACCUAAAUAUUAUGUUGUUUUUGCACAUUUUACGUAUUUAGUAGCUGUUUUUGUUUGCAUUUUGCAGUAUUUUAUGUACUUGUUUGUAUAUGUCAACUACAGCCAAAACACAACUAUACUUGGAAAUUGAGGUCUGUGAUAAACUGAAUAAUUUGGUAGGAAAUAAACUUUUGUGUUAAAAGAAUUUCAAAAUAAUAUUAAGUGCCAAUUCUUUUGUCUUUUUAAUGCAAUUUUGUUUUCUAUGGUUUUUCAGUUAGGUAAAAUAAUUUUAUUUUGUAUAAUUUAUUCCAAGGAUUUCUGUCUGUCAGUGUUUACAGUAUAGUUGGCCAUUUAACAAGACUGAUUUUGUUUCAACAUUUUAUAAACUAUGAAAAUAAUCCUUAGUUACUGUUGUACAUUAUGUUUUUAAUAUAAUAACAAUUUAUCAUGGUAAUAAAUUAACAUUUAAA